Messenger RNA from Petromyzon marinus (sea lamprey), 5120 nucleotides. RefSeq names its product enhancer of mRNA-decapping protein 4. The record is from RefSeq and is a predicted model, not a curated record. Gene Ontology annotation, molecular function: protein binding. NCBI's taxonomy places the organism in Eukaryota, Metazoa, Chordata, Hyperoartia, Petromyzontiformes, Petromyzontidae. Gene Ontology annotation, cellular component: P-body. Gene Ontology annotation, biological process: deadenylation-independent decapping of nuclear-transcribed mRNA.
UUCUCGGCCAAUCGCGUGGCGCGUUGCUGGUGUCUCGAGACUCGCGCGGAGGCGUCGGUAGAGGAGGCAGUCGGAGCUCGCGAAGUGGGGAGACGCUGAGGAGGAGGAGGCGGCGGCGGCGGCCCACGGGGGGACGAUGGCCACGCGCGGCGGAGUGAACGCGAGCGACGCGACGCAGCAGCUGCGCGAUCUCCUCAAGCUCGACCGCCAGCCCGAGCAGCGCGAUCCGUUGAGCGCGGCUGACCCUGCCGUAGUCUCCUACAAUGGGCAGUUGAAUGGGAUGGCAGCGACAGCCAUGAGCGAGGUUCCCGGAGCGGAAUCUGCCUGCUCGAUGUCCGCGGGCGCAGUGGACGCGGCUGCUGUCUUACCAGGCCCCGCUCCGCACCUCGUUGACUCGCAGCAGAUCACCCUGACAGGGGACGACAAGGCGGGUGCAGUGCCGGUGAAUGCGCGUGAGGUCGUGGUGAUUUCCAGCGAUGCCUCCAGCCUCUCCAGUCCGUCCUCUGGCAGCAACCAGGUCAAGAUUCAACCAGUGACACGCUAUGACUGGGAGCAUCGCUAUUACCCUGGGAACAUGAUUGCUGUCUCCUCCACCUACCUCGCUUACAUCAUUCCCAAGCCCCAGGCGAUGGUGCGGGUGCUGCACGCGCCCACGGCCGAGCGAACCCUCCUGAAGGGCUUCACGGGCGCCGUCACGGACCUCGCCUUCGCCCACCUCGGCUCCAGCCGCCUCGCGUGUGUGGACGAGGCCGGGAACCUCUUUGUGUGGCAGUUCUCACAGGACUCCUGCGGAAAGAUAGCAACGAAGCAGCUGUUACAGGCGAUGCGGCCCGUGGGGACGCCGCUGUCGGAGCUGCGCCGUAUCCAGUGGUGUCCCUUCAUCUACGGGAACAGCGAUCGCGAGUCGGAGAGCGACGGCGAGGAGGACGUGGGAAAGAUGCUCGCGCUCUUCCACCCCGACAGGGCGGAAGCAUGGGAUCAGGACGUGAUCGUCCCUACUUCUGGUCCUUUCAAACCGGUAGCCGUCACCGACAUCAAAAAUCGCAUCACCACUGUGAGAGGGCACGAGGGGGCUGUGAAUACGGGCGCCUUGUCUCCUGACGGAGCUAUCUUGGCCACCGCCGGCCAAGAUGGGCUGGUCAAGUUCUGGCAGAUGUACGCAGAGUCUCAGGACACACCCAGCUGUCUCCACAAGUGGGAGCCACACAAUGGCAUGCCCGUCUCUUGCCUGCUGUUUUGUGACAACUACAAGAGGAAAGAGGGAGGUGAACAGUACUGGCGGUUUGUCUUGACGGGCACCAAUCAGAACCAGGAGCUGAAGGUCUGGUGUACCGUGACGUGGACGUGCCUGCAGACGCUACGAUUCUCACCAGACUCGGCAAUAAAACUGAGCCUUGAUAUCACCGCCCAGUACCUGGUUCUUUCAGACGUGCAGCGCAAGGUGCUGUAUGUACUCGAGCUAAUCCAGAACAAGGAUGGACAUGCAUACUUCAGUUCGCUGGCUGAGUACCUGCUCACGCACCCCAUGCUGAGCUUCGGCAUCCGGGAAGUGACGCCGCAUCGUGCCGGCCGGCAGAGCGAGCACCAGGAGGAUGGGGAGGUGGACGCCGCUGACGGUGUGGAAGAUGAGGCAGAGGUCACUGGCGGCGUGCUCAUUAAGAUCAACUGUGUGCACACAAGAGCCCUGGAGAAUGUGCAGAUUCUCUUCUGCCCUCCCUCCACGUCUGGAGCCGCUCCUCCGGCGCUCUCAGUCUCCAGCUCUGCUUCGCAUGAAGACAUGGUUCUGCGGGACCGGCUCUCGGACAUCAGCUCUGACCUUCCCAUCGAAGAGAACAGCUCCCAGUCAUCCGACUUCCAGCGCACAUUUGAUGACAACCGCAGGGACGACAUCCUGGGAAGGGUGGACCUGGGUGGGGGCGCCGCCCUGCUGAGUCCCGGACUCGGAGGCGGCGCGGGAGAGCUCGCCCGCCCCGAGGACUUCAUGUCUCCGCUCACGCCGGCGGGGGCCCUGCCCGACGACGCCAAGUUGCAGCUCAAGACCCCCGACGACUUCAUGAGCAGCUUGGUCCCCAAGCAGCUGGGGCUUGGCUCUCCAACGGGCAGUGGCAGUUCUCUGACUGCAGUGACGAUGAUUGGAAGCAAUGUCCUUUCUCAGAGCCCCCUCAUGUCACCGGUGAGCAGCAUGACGCUCACCCCUGGCAGCAGCCUGCACAGCUCUCUCAGCAUGCCUCCGGGGGGCCCACACAGCGGGGCCUCUCCCCUCGCCAUGGCCGACUUGACCAACGCGUCUCCUCCGCGAGAGCUCCGCUCGCCCGACGUCAUCUCCUCGGCCUCGUCCAAUUCCACCCUGCCCCAGGUCAUCCCCGAGGUGGCGUCCGAAGCUGUGCAGAGGGGCCUGCGGGACUCUGCCGAGCAGGGCGCCCGCCUGGGCUCCCCGCCUGAGCAGAGCGGCCUUCUUGGGCAGGCGGGCAGCCGUUCUCGGUCCCCCGACGCCCCUAGUAGGGGGUCGUUUGGCUCGAUGGAUGCACCCCCUUUGGAUGCCGGACCUCGCCUGGUCUCCCCACUCGGUCAAAGCAGCUUGGGGACCGUCGCUGGCCAGCGUCAGAUGCCCGACAACGUGCUCAGGGGCAACUACAGCCUCGGUCGGCAUUCUCCAUCUGAGGCAGGGGCGCACCUCGCUCCCUUGGCCAGGCAGGCCGCCCCGGGCCAGGUGGUCGGGCCGCAGCGGGCAGCUGAGAAGGAGGAUCCUCCGCGGCAGCUGUACGGGCAGCAGCAGCAGCAGCAGCAGGAACAGCAGCAGGACGCCGCUUCCACCAGCCCCGCGUGGCCGGCGGCUCCUGACCUCACGCGCGAGACCCGGAGUGGAGUCAAAGUCAGCUCGGACGAGGACUUGGCAAUGCGCCGGCAGCGAGCGUCGCCAUCGCGCGAGCGCCAGCACCUCACGGCGGAGCAGCAGGAGAGUCAGGACGCGAGCUCGGAGCACAGUGAUCAGGAUGAGGAGGUUGCCUUCCUGUCAUCGCCCGCGGGCGUUGUGGCCGGCGCGGGGGCGGCCGGCAUUGCGGGGCCGCACCGGGGGCCUCCGUCUCAGCCGGGCUUCCGCGACCAGAAAGGCCGCGUGUCCCCUCGCCUGUCUCCAAAGUCGCGACGCAGGGCCACCCGUGAAGAGAGUGAAAGAGCAUCUCAUCCAUCAGCUUCUGACCAGGCGAGGGAGGAUGGGCAGGCGGCCAUGCUGGCGUGCUUCACGACGCUGCAGACCAAGCUGGCGGCCAUCUGGAGCCGGCAGGAGGAGAUGAUUCACGGGAUGGAGGCGCGAGAGGAGGCGCUGAACAAUGCCCUCUUGAGCCACAUGGAGGCCUCGCUGGCCAAGUCUCGAGAGCAGGACCAGACCUGGUUCACCGCAAAGCUGCAGCAGCACGAGGACCGCGAGCGAGCGCUGCAGCAGCAGCUGCAGCACAACCUGACGCAGGCCAUGUCCGGCGUGGUGGCAGCCCGCCUCGAUAAGGGCAUGCGCGACGAAGUCAAGAAGAUCUUCCCCCAGGCGAUCGCAAAAGCGGUGGAGCCGUUGGCAGCACAGCUGACCAGCACGAUGGCAGCCAAGCUGACGGCAGCAGAGGUCUCCACGAGAGACGGCAUCGCCAAGAUGGUCAAGGCCAAGGCAAUUUCGGAUGCGAUCGGCAAGGCAGCAGCGGAGUGCCUCCAGGGCCCUAUGCAGGUCGCCUUCAGGGAGGCCUUCCAGGGCUCGGCCGCCCCGGUGUUCGACCGCGCCUGCCAGGCCUUAAUGCAGCAGAUCAACGAAGUGUUCCACCGCGGCACCCAUGAAUACGUGCAGCAGCUGGAGAGCCACCUGGCGGCGCGGAGGCAGGCGGACCAAGGUGCGUUGGAGGGCAUGGGCACUCAGCUGCAGCAGACCCUGAUGGCCAUGCAGGCCUCCAUACAGCAGCUGGCACCAGCGCUGUCUGCCAGCGUGCACACGGAUAUACAGGCGCAGAUGCGUGACGUAUCAUGCAGCCUGCAGGAGGGCCUAACGGGGACGGUGCGCCGGGUGGUGCGUGAAGAAAUGGCGUUGGCUCUGAAGGAGCAGCACGCGACCGUGACCAACAGCAUCAUGCAGGCUGUGCGCUCCGCGGCGAGCACGCCCGUGCCGUCCGCGCACCACCCCCCCAUCGACUUCCGUGUGCAGCAAGAGCACAUCAUGCAGCUGCUGCAGCAGGGACAGAUUAACCAGGCGUUCCAGCAGGCUCUGACGGCCGCAGAUCUGGAGCUGGUGCUGUUUGUGUGCGAGACGGUGGACCCGGCGCAGGUGUUCAUACCUGGGUCGUGCCCCCUCACGCAGCCUGUGCUUCUGUCGCUGGUGCAACAGCUGUCGAUGGACCUCGCCGUACACACCAAGACCACACUCCGGUUCCUGGAGGAGGCGGUGAUGUCUCUGGACCCCCAGCACUCGAUCACGCGCGAGCACUCGGCCACAGUGCUGGUCCCCGUGCAGCAGAAGAUGCAUGCCUUCCUCGCCGCCGAUCAGCGCGGACAGUUCUCCAAGCAGGCGCGCAUCCUGCUCAUGGCCGUCGGCUCCCUUCUCAACCGCCACUCCUGACCCCCACCCCACUUACCGCCACCCUCCCCGCCCCACUACCCUCACCACCGCCUUCCCCGCCUCGCCACGCCCCGCACACAAACCCAGCUCGCUCACUCCUUUCUUCCCCCUGCAGUCCCACCCGACUGCGGUUAACGAAACGUCGUAGUUCUGCUCACGAGCAAGGUCGGGUUUGGUCAAGUUUGUUUUGUUGAACCCGGGUGAGACCGCGAGAGACCAGGGUAAGAGGUCUCUCUCGCAAGAGUGUCCCGAGCAGUGUCCUGCCGUCCAUUACCCAGGGGGUGGCUGCGUCAAGGGGAAUGUUUUGUGUGGCUCCGUCUCCAAUUUCACGGCUCACCGCCCUGACGUGACGUAAAGAUUAUUUAGGAUUGAGAGAGCACGGCAUCACGCGACAACCAAAGGGCUUCCUCAAACUCCGUGGUGGCGAGAUGUUUACUCCCUCGUCUGUUAUGUAGGAGGUACGUGGGUUCGAUCCCGACUUUUGACGCCUGCUGCUGUAUAUUUGGAGUUUGAAUGGCUGUCUCGCCGU